GUUGCUGAAGUAUCGAACCGUGAUCCGAAGGAGUACCUACCUCUACUCAAUGAACUUCGGAAGGUAGAACCUGAGAAUUAUCGGAAGUAUCGAAUAGAUCUGUUCCGGUCAGACUGGAAGUCGGCCCUGAUGCACUUGUCCUACAUUGACGACAAGUGGGACGAAGCUGUGGAAUUUAUCCGUGAGAAAAAUCUAUAUUCAACUGCUAUGAUUUUUUACAAGGAAUCAUCAAAAUAUAAGGAUUUGUGCUCACUCUAUGCUGCAGUAAUGGAAUCGAAGGCUCAGUGGAAUGAAGCAGUGCUUUUGCAUGAGAAGGCUGGGGACUAUGAAAAGGCUAGUUGUUUUCUGUAA
Molecule: messenger RNA, 351 nt
Organism: Ostertagia ostertagi
Lineage: Eukaryota; Metazoa; Nematoda; Chromadorea; Rhabditida; Trichostrongylidae
Source: the annotation of a GenBank genome assembly